Cercospora beticola is the source of this 797-nucleotide messenger RNA. RefSeq lists its product as uncharacterized. NCBI's taxonomy places the organism in Eukaryota, Fungi, Ascomycota, Dothideomycetes, Mycosphaerellales, Mycosphaerellaceae. The record is from RefSeq and is a predicted model, not a curated record.
GACUGCUCUCUGAUCUUCGAGAUGUUCUCAUAAGCAAACAUGUGCUGCCGGCCAGUACAUAACGAUGCAGAGCUCAUGGCAUAUGCUGUGUUUCACGGAAGCUCUACGAAGUCCGCAAACAGAAGCGAGCUCAAGCCAGCAUGAAUGUCUCGUCUGCAGAAGUGCUGUUGCGCGAGGCAGAGAAGACAGAUUCAAGGUUCACCGACAACUCCAUGGCCGUUUACCAAAUCAGAGUCAGACCACAAGAAGAAAGAAGCAUGUACAAUGACUAUGCCACAAAGGUCCGCACGUAUCUCAACAGCUUGCAUUCGAGCUAUCCAAUUUACGUGGUCCACUCCGGGAGAUGGCUAGUUGGCGCACCGAAUGGCGGACCUCUGCCCGAUUCGAAGAGGAUAUGGCACGCGGGAACAGUGAUUUCCAGAUGGAGGGGAGGCAUUCGGGCCACCGCAUCGACAGACGCCUCCGAGGAUGACGAAAAGGCAAUGGUAGAUGCUGAUGAGAAGGAGUAGGUCGUCUCACGAAGCUGGUGCGAUCACCCGAGACACCGCAGCAUGUGCUCGUUCGAGUUGAGAACAGCAAUGUACGCAGAAUGCAGGGGCAACUCUGAGCUAGCAGAGCCAGCAACUACACAAAAGGUGAGCCAAUACCACACUCUCGCAGAAACAACGUCUUUCACUCUUCACUCUUGCAUAUAUUGUGUUCAUCCCACCCACUGUAUUCGCAUCUAAUCAGCCCUUGAGACACGAAUCAUGGAAGUGAAAAUAAGUGAGGCUCGUCGACCCAACGGCCAAGGCUGC